Molecule: messenger RNA, 2777 nt
Organism: Symphalangus syndactylus (siamang)
Lineage: Eukaryota; Metazoa; Chordata; Mammalia; Primates; Hylobatidae
Gene: IL13
Product: interleukin 13
Biological process (GO): immune response
Cellular component (GO): extracellular region
Molecular function (GO): cytokine receptor binding
Source: RefSeq, a predicted model, not a curated record
CCAUCACGGAGACCCUGUGGGAGAUGCCGUGGGCUCUCUACUACAGAUUAGGAAACAGGCCCGUAGAGGGGUCACACGGCCAAGUAGCGGCACUCCAGGCAAUGGGGUCCCUCAAGGGGAAGGGGCAGACUUCUGGGAGUCAGAGCCAGCAGCUGGGCUGGGAAGCUUCGAGUGUGGACAGAGAGGGUGGGAAUGACGUUCCCUGUGGGAAGAGAGGGUGGGCAAGCCUGGGAUGCCUCUGAGCGGGAAUCCAGCAUGCCUUGUGAGAAGGGUCACAAGCACACCCUUGUGAGGAGGUUGAGCCCCAUCGAGGACAGGACGGAGGGAGUCUGAGCAGGCAGAGAGGGGGGCUGGGGAGGCGCUGGCUCGGGGAGGAAGUGGGUAAGGGAGAAAUCUUGACAUCAACACCCAACAGGCAAAUGUCAUGGCCUGUGCUGUGGGGGUUUCUGGAGGACUUCUAGGAAAAUGAGGGAAGAGCAGGAAAAGGCGACAUGGCUGCAGGGGCCAGGCCCAGGAGCCUGCCCUCCACAGCACUCAUUCUGCAGAAGGGAAACUUGAGGCCCCCAGACGGCAGGGGUUGAUCCUGCAGAGACUGGUGAGCAAACGGGAUCACCCCAAGCCCCAGUGGCCCUAGGAACACUUACAAUCUCUGACCUGGACUAAGGCUGACAGCCUGGCCCAGUUAAGAGUUUCCCAGAAGGAUGGCCCAUACACUUUAAAUUAAAGGGGCCAGACACAGGUGCACACCACUCCCAGCCACUGUGGAAGCUGAGGUGGGGGGAUCGCUUGAGUCUGGGAGUUGGAGGCCAGCCUAGGCAGGCAACAUAGUGAGACCCCAUCUCCAAAAAAAAAAAAAAAACACCAAAAAAGGUCCCAGGAAGACCUCUGAAUCUUUCUGGAUCUCUCAGUGGAGACCUGGAAAUCUGAACUUUGACAAUCCCUCCCACAGUGGGGCCAAGGAGGAGUUAGGCAAGCCAAAAGAAGUGAACUUUACUCUUCUAUUACCUGUUUGAAUUUUGUAUCCAAGCAAGUAUUACUUAAGUAAUUUAAGAGACUGGUUCAUCGAAAAAAUAAAACUCCCCAAAUUCCCAUAGCUGGCAGACUGUGGUCACAGCCACAGUGCACUAAGACUAUCUGCUCAGCCCUUCCGGUGACCCAAAAGGGUCUGAGAACAGGAGCUCAGAGUUGGGUCAGCUGUCCAGGUACUCAGGGUUGUCACAGGCAAAACUGCUGGAACUCAGGGCAGCAUUGCAAAUGCCACGUCGCUCUCAGGGCCCCUUGCCUGCCGCUGGAAUUAAACCCACCCAGAUCUUGGAAACUCUGCCCUGGACCCUUCUCAAUAAGUCCAUGAGAAAUCAAACUCUUUCCUUUAUGCGACACUGGAUUUUCCACAAAGUAAAAUCAAGAUGAGUAAAGAUGUGGUUUCUAGAUAGUGCCUGAAAAAGCAGAGACCAUGGUGUCAGGCGUCACCACUUGGGCCUAUAAAAGCUGCCACAAGACGCCAAGGCCACAAGCUACCCAGCCUAUGCAUCCGCUCCUCAAUCCUCUGUUGGCACUGGGCCUCAUGGCGCUCUUGUUGACCACGGUCAUUGCUCUCACUUGCCUCGGUGGCUUUGCCUCCCCAGGCCCUGUGCCUCCCUCUACAGCCCUCAGGGAGCUCAUUGAGGAGCUGGUCAACAUCACCCAGAACCAGAAGACCCCGCUCUGCAAUAGCAGCAUGGUGUGGAGCAUCAACCUGACAGCUGGUGUGUACUGUGCAGCCCUGGAAUCCCUGAUCAAUGUGUCAGGCUGCAGUGCCAUCGAGAAGACCCAGAGGAUGCUGAGCGGAUUCUGCCCGCACAAGGUCUCAGCUGGGUUUUCCAGCUUGCAUGUCCGAGACACCAAAAUCGAGGUGGCCCAGUUUGUAAAGGACCUGCUCUUACAUUUAAAGAAACUUUUUCGCGAGGGACGGUUCAACUGAAACAUCGAAAGCAUCAUUAUUUGCAGAGACAGGACCUGACUAUUGAAGUUGCAGAUUCAUUUUUCUUUCUGAUGUCAAAAAUGUCUUGGGGAGGUGGGAAGGAGGGUUAGGGAGCGGGUAAAAUUCCUUAGCUUAGACCUCAGCCUGUGCUGCCUGUCUUCAGCCUAGCCCACCCCAGCCUUCCCCUUGCCCAGGGCUCAGCCUGGUGGGCCUCCUCUGUCCAGGGCCCUGAGCUCAGUGGACCCAGGGAUGACAUGUCCCUACACCCCUGCCCUGCCCUAGAGCACACUGUAGCAUUACAGGGGGUGCCCCCCUUGCCAGACAUGUGGUAGGAGAGGGACCCACUUCACACACAGGCAACUGAGGCAGACGGCAGCUCAGGCCCAUUUCUUCUUGGCCUUAUUUAUUAUUGUGUUAUUUAAAUGAGUGUGUUUGUCAGCGUUGGGGAUUGGGGAAGACUGUGGCUGCUGGCACUUGGAGCCAAGGGUUCAGAGACUCAGGGCCCCAGCACUAAAGCAGUGGACACCAGGAGUCCCUGGUAAUAAGCACCGUGUACAGAAUUCUGCUACCUCACUGGGGUCCUGGAGCCUCAUCCGAGGCAGGGUCAGGAGAGGGGCAGAACAGCCGCUCCUGUCUGCCAGCCAGCAGCCAGCUCUCAGCCAACGAGUAAUUUAUUGUUUUUCCUUGUAUUUAAAUAUUAAAUAUGUUAGCAAAGAGUUAAUAUAUAGAAGGGUACCUUGAACACUGUGGGAGGGGACAUUGAACAAGUUGUUUCAUUGACUGUCAAACUGAAGCCAGAAAUAAAGUUGGUGACAGA